CUAAUUGUACUUUAUGAUUUGUGGAAAUGAUAUAAAAUGGCUAUUGCGUCUAUAAUUUGCAUGCAAACUGUUUCAUAAUUACGCCUAAGCGCAUAGAUAAUGAAAUCAGUACGCGGCUUUAAUGCACCGUAGCUGACUUGAUCUCUUAAUUUAUUAGCAAUUGCAGGAUUUUUUUGCAGGUUCGUUAUCUACCGAGAAUUCCAAUUACCGCAUUCCUUACGUUGCUUCGGUAGAGAAAUCUUAAUUGAAUUAAAAUGUCAGAUGUCGCUCCGAUUACAUUCUUGUGCAAAUAAUUGUUUGAAAAAAAAACUAAUCAAUAAUUAAAAAAUAAGAUAAAUUAAUCAUCAGUAGGUAUUAUAGUUUUUUUCAUGAGACUGCAUUCCUGUAUGUACAUCGUCUCUACCAUUAUGAAGCUCCUAUUUUCAUCCUAGGGACGUCAUUGCCCCCAUUAUUACAAACUUUUUUCCCCAUCGCGUCUGCGCGAGAAUCUCGCCGAGAUUCGAUCCUAAAUUCGAUUAACAGGUGUUCGGGUAAUCGAAAUUUACAAUAGUUUGAAUAAUCUCGUCCGUUCGACAUCUUGACCGCAACUACGAGCAAGACGUUCGUAAAGAAACAACAAGUAGAUUCCCAGUUCAGAGUACCGCGCAUGCGCACGAGUCCCUGUAAAUCACCGAACGAAUUACCGGCACCAUCUGCUAACUGAUUGUACUGGUUGGUAAAGAGAGGAUCCGCGAGAUUGAUACGAUGCCGCAGGCACGAUGGUGGAACCCUGUUAUCGGGAGCGGUCGGCUUAGGACGUGGGAACGGCUGUCCGCGUACGCGGGGUCAGGGACGACGGGAGGUAGAACAUCCGCACGUCUGACGGUUACACGGCCGGUAGUCCAGCGGUCGGCUGGCGACAGAACGCUCCGUCGUGGUAUGGCGAACAGUGCACCCGGAAGGAAGGUCCUCACCGAGGACAAUGUCUUCACGAACCUGCGGAAAAUGGAGUACGCGGUACGCGGACCCCUUCUCCUGCGUGCCUUGGAAAUCGAAAAGGAACUGCAGAAGGGAGCCAAGAAACCGUUCAAGGAAGUGAUCAAGGCUAAUGUGGGAGAUGCACAUGCCAUGGGUCAGCGACCAAUAACCUUCUUGAGACAAGUACUGACUCUGACAGUGUCACCAAAUCUCCUGGACGAUCCUUCUUACCCAGAGGACGUCAAGGAACGUGCUAGGACAUUGUUGUGCGGCUGUAAAGGAGGCAGCGUUGGCUCGUACUCGGAAUCAGCCGGGAUUGAGAUAGUCCGCAGACACGUGGCUGAAUACAUCCAGAAUCGUGAUGGACUUCCUUCUGACUACCGCAACAUCAUCCUCUCAAACGGAGCCUCAGAUGGAAUCAAAUCAUUCCUGAAGCUGUUCAAUGAAAGACUGGAUGGAAAACCAUCGGGGGUGAUGAUUCCUAUCCCACAAUAUCCUCUGUAUUCUGCCACACUGGCAGAAUUCGGGCUGGCCCAGGUAGGCUACUAUUUGAACGAGGAGAAUAAAUGGGGUCUGGAUAUCUCCGAGCUAGACAGAGCGUUGAACGAGUCAAGAAGAACCUGUAAUCCUCGCGUAUUGGUUGUAAUAAACCCUGGUAAUCCGACUGGCCAGGUUCUUACGCGCAGCAAUAUCGAGGAUAUCAUUCAGUUCGCUUACAAGAAUCAUCUGUUCUUACUGGCGGAUGAAGUGUACCAAGACAAUGUCUACGACAAGGACAGUGCCUUCCAUUCCUUCAAAAAAGUAAUGUUAGAAAUGGGUGAACCGUACUCUCAAAUGGAACUGGCGUCUUACAUGUCUGUGUCUAAAGGAUACAUGGGUGAGUGUGGAAUCCGCGGCGGGUACGCGGAGAUCAUCAACAUGGACCCUAAAGUUAUGGCAAUUUUACUGAAAUCCAUCUCAGCGAUGCUGUGUCCAACUGUCCUUGGCCAGGUGGUGAUGGACGUUGUAGUAAAUCCACCGAAACCGAAGGAGCCGUCGUAUCCGUUAUUUAUAAAAGAAAAAGAGGAGACAUUGCGCUCAUUGGCAGAGAGAUCCCAGCUGGUGGUUGACACAUUGAACAGCAUUCCAGGAUUUAAGGUGAAUCCGGCCAUGGGUGCUAUGUACGUGUUUCCACGAAUCGAUCUCCCCAAAAAAGCCAUAGAGGCGGCUAAAGCAAAAGGUCAACAUCCUGAUGUCUUUUACGCCUUCAAACUCUUGGAGACCACUGGAAUAUGUGUGAUACCUGGCUCUGGGUUUGGACAGCGACCGGGAACAUACCACUUCAGGACCACAAUUUUACCACAAAAGGAUACAAUUAAAGCCAUGCUCGAUAGUCUGAAACAGUUCCACUUAAGGUUCCUGGAAGAGUACAAAUAAUCAUAAAAUUGUCACGUUGUUGCAUUUUAUGCUGUCCUUGAAGUGCCAGUCACCAUGUGCAGGUUACAUGUAUCUUAAAAGAAACAGUAUUAUGUUUGCACGAAGGCUAUAGAGAAUUUUACUUAAAAUAUUAAAUUUCGCAUUUUAUAAUGAACAGGUUUGAAGGAAGAGCAUUUUUAAAUUUUUUAGAGAAGGAAAUUAGACUUAAUAUUACCACUGGGUACAUCAGUUGUUUGCACAAGUUUUGGCAUGGAAAGGAAAGAGAUUCUUUUUUCUGAGUGCAUUAUUUACAAGAACAAAAUUCAUCGAAUAUUUGUAUAUAGUAUAAAAUAAUUAUGUUAAGAAAUUGAGUGGCAUACUAAUCAAUGAAGUUUCUUUCAGAAUGUAUGGUGGGUGUUUGCGAGUGUGUCUCAGUAAUUUGUGAUAGUAGCAAUCGUAAUGAUGUUUUUAUAAUACUCACAACGAUGUUUCCAGGUCAGAUAUAUACGUUCAGUCAAGCAUCUAACUUACCUUUGUUACAGUCAAUUUAUCUAUGUAACAGAGAACACGUAGGAAAAUGAAAAAUCAAUUCUAUUAUUUAUAUUAUGUAUGGGAUAUAAAAUUCACCCACCAGGAGACUUAAGUGUUCACGUUAGUCCAAGAUCCUCAUUAACUUAAUAACAUUUCAGAGAAAGUUUCAGAAUGGAACUAGAUUCAAGUAUCCUAUAUAAAAUGACAAUAUGAUCAAUUGUAUGCCCUUUUUGAAAAAACACUGUUUUUAUGUGGAUUUUGAAGACAAAUGAGCUUUCAAAAGGAACACGAAUCAGAAAAUAAUAAACCAACCACACUGUACUCUACUAAUGAACUUAUCAUUAUUAAAAAAAUAUUUUUUUGAGA
This is a messenger RNA of Osmia bicornis bicornis, 3249 nucleotides long. RefSeq names its product alanine aminotransferase 2. The record is from RefSeq and is a predicted model, not a curated record. Gene Ontology annotation, molecular function: L-alanine:2-oxoglutarate transaminase activity; pyridoxal phosphate binding. The transcript is spliced from 6 exons. Bases 745 to 2373 code for a protein of 542 amino acids. Gene Ontology annotation, biological process: biosynthetic process. Lineage: Eukaryota; Metazoa; Arthropoda; Insecta; Hymenoptera; Megachilidae.